Coffea eugenioides is the source of this 1701-nucleotide messenger RNA. Its product is annotated as pectinesterase-like. Gene Ontology annotation, molecular function: pectinesterase activity; pectinesterase inhibitor activity. The coding region runs from base 1 to 1701 and encodes 566 amino acids. Gene Ontology annotation, biological process: cell wall modification. The record is from RefSeq and is a predicted model, not a curated record. NCBI's taxonomy places the organism in Eukaryota, Viridiplantae, Streptophyta, Magnoliopsida, Gentianales, Rubiaceae. The transcript has 2 exons.
AUGGGUUAUGACGAUAGUUCAAGGAAGAAGAAGCUCGCCAUUCUGAGCGUCUCUUCAAUCCUCCUUGUGGCAGCCGUAGUUGGUGCCGUGACUUAUGGUUCUAGCCAUAAGAAUGUUGAAUCACCCUCCGCCGGGGCAGAUGCCGCGCCUGUAACAUCUUCCUCCAAGGCUAUACAAAGCCUUUGCCAGCAUACUGAUUAUAAGGAAACCUGUGAAGAUAGCCUGUCAAAAGCCAAGAACACCAGUGACCCCAGAGAACUUGUAAAGGUUGCCUUCCAAACAACGGUUGAUAACCUCGGCGAAGUCAUCAAGAACUCAUCUCUUCUCCAGAAUGCUGCCAAGGACCCCAGGACUUCUGAGGCCCUGGACAUUUGCAAAGAAGUUUUGAACACUGCGAUUGAUGACUUCAAGAGGUCCUUCGAUAAGGUUCAGAACUUUGAUAUCAGCAAGUUGGAUGACUACGCGGCUGAUCUCAAAACAUGGUUGAGUGGUGCAAUCACGUUGCAACAGACUUGUUUGGAUGCAUUUGAGAAUACAACAGGUGAUACCGGAGAGAAAAUGAAGCAACUCAUGAGAACUGCUGUUCAGCUCUCUAGCAACGGCCUUGCUAUUGUCACAGAUUUCUCUGAGAUUUUGGGAACCUUGGCAAUCCCCGGCCUCAGCCGAAGACUCCUGUCUGCUGAAAAGAGAAAGCUUGAUGAGGAAAAUUUUGUUGAGCGUAGGCUCCUUCAAGUUGACCCUGCUUCAAUCAAGCCUAAUGCCAUAAUUGCUCAAGAUGGAAGUGGCACCUUCAAGACCAUUCGGGAUGCUAUUAAUACUGUCCCCAAGAAUAACACUACACCCUUUGUCAUUCUUAUCAAGGCUGGUGUCUACAAGGAAGUCAUUUUAAUCCCAAGACGCAUAAACAAUGUUGUGAUUAUGGGAGAAGGCCCAAAUGUUACCAAGAUCACCGCAAACAAGAACUACGUUGAUGGCAUUGGCACUUUCCACACUGCAACUGUUGCCAUUAAUGGAGAUGGAUGCAUCCUUAGAGACAUUGGAAUUGAGAACUCAGCUGGACCAGAAAAGCAUCAGGCUGUGGCACUUCGUGUUUCAGGCGAUAGGACCAUUGUUUACAAUUGCCAAAUAGAUGGCUACCAAGAUACCCUUUACAGCCAUACCUACCGCCAGUUCUACCGCGACACAACCAUCAGUGGAACCAUAGAUUUCAUCUUCGGCGAUGCUGCAGCAGUUUUCCAGAACUGCAAGCUGAUUGUGAGGAUGCCACUUGUGAACCAAGCUUGCAUGGUCACAGCUCAAGGCAGGAAUAACAGCCGUAGCACCGGAGCCAUCGUCCUCCAAAACUGCUCAAUCGUGGCAGACCCAGCUUUGCUGUCUGCUGAUCCACCAGUCAGGGCAUAUCUUGGACGUCCAUGGAAGGAAUACUCAAGAACCAUCAUCAUGCAAUCCAACAUCGACGGAUUCAUUGAUCCACAGGGAUGGUCCCCAUGGAUGGGUACUUUUGGGCUGAAAACGUUGUACUAUGCUGAAUACCAGAACAGAGGUCCAGGUGCCAAUACAGAUCAGAGAGUUGAUUGGCCAGGUUUCCAACAUAUCACUCCACAGAUUGCUGAGAGCUUCACUCCUGGCAAAUAUUUUAUCGGUGAUUCAUGGAUAACAGCCUCUGGCUUUCCCUACGUUCCUGGCACGAUGAAAGUGUAA